AUGGCAUCUCAAACCCUGCGACCCCAUCGUUCCCCCUCACCCUCUCCAGCUCCCUCCACGCCCACGCAUUCAACCAAUCAAGCCAAACUCACUCGCCAAUCCCUUGGCCCACCCCCUACCGCCGCAGCGUCCAGAGGCUUUGCAGGCCUGGGUAUAUCCAACGCCUUUAACGCACAACCCCGUCAUGCAAGCUCAGGCGUCACCAUGGGUCUAUCGCCCCGACCAAGCGCUGCAAGUGGUUUGCGCUCAGCGUCCGGCGCCACUCCACGUCCAAGCUCCGAGUUUAUCUCCCGAGGCGAUGCAAGAACUCCAGAAGCCGAACAAAUCGAUCAGUGGUUCAAGCACCUCGCAAGCUGGGAAGCCACCCUAGAAGAAAUGGCCGCAGCGAGCACGGACCAAAACUUUACCGAAGAAUUGGGCGCUAUCGAGCAAUGGUUCCGCGUUCUAUCCGAGGCCGAGCGAACCGCCGCCCUAUACUCGCUGCUGCAACACAGCACACCCGUUCAGAUCCGCUUCUUUCUCAGCGUCCUCCACCACAUGGCCCAGUCCGACCCCAUGACGGCGUUGCUCUCCCCCAAUCCCGCCCUAUCGGCCGGAAUGCAAGCCCAGAUGGAAGCCAAGCUCGCAGGGAGCGGGCUCAGGUCCCCUUCCGCUGGCGGUGGCGCUGGGUUCCCCGGCCCUGGCUCCCCCUACGCAGACGACCGCAACAAACUUCGUCAAAACCGCAUCUCGGCUCCCGGAACCCUCCAGCCGCAUGACCGGUGGCACGGUCAACUCGAUCAAGUCGUCGAGCGAGGCGGUUCACCCAUCUCGGACCGCAGCCGCAGCCCUACGCCCGACAUCCGCCCACAAAGUACCGACUUUACGGGUCCUCGCAUGUCGGGUGGAAUUGGGCUUGGUCUCGCCCAGCCCGAGCCUGCAUCCCCCAUGAUGAACGGCAGCUGGGCCAGCAUGACCAAUACUCCGCUCGUGCCGAGUUUUUCGGACCCGUCCAUCGACAGAGUCAACCUGGACGAUGCGCGCAACUUUCGUCGUCCGGGCGCUCGCAACGUCUCUGGUCAUUACAACGACAAUGGCGAAUUCAUCAACGCAGGCCAGCAGCCCGGUCGGGACAAUCGCAGCCCCGUCGUGGAUCAAUUCGGAUUUGGCGGCGGUGACGGUCUUGCCGGCCUUGGCAUGAACUUUGCCAAUAUGAACAUGAACCCCAUGAUGAACCCCGCGCAGAUGCUCGCGCUCGCUCAAGCGCAGCAGCUCUCGACGGCGGCGAGCUUUGCUCAGGCGGGUUAUGGCGGUUUGCGGGGGCCAGCCAAGCCACCACCUGGUCGGCGAAGCCCCAUGUUGGGCAAGUCGCCUACGCCAGACAAGGGAGGAGGAGCAGGUAGCGGCGCUGGCGUCGCUGGACCGGAUGAUGUCGACAUGCGGAUCGUCGAAGACGUUUCGCAGUGGUUACGAGUCUUGCGCCUACACAAAUACAAUUCCACGUUUGAACGAACCCCCUGGAGGGAGAUGAUUGCAAUGUCAGAGGACGACCUCAUCGCCAAGGGCGUUAGUGCGCAGGGUGCGAGGACCAAGUUCCUCAAGGUGUUUUACAAUGUCCGCACCAAGUUUGAUUUGCCUCACCCGGCGGGGUCAGAGGCGUACGCGCCGACAAAGGAGUAA
Messenger RNA from Dioszegia hungarica, 1659 nucleotides. RefSeq lists its product as uncharacterized. The record is from RefSeq and is a predicted model, not a curated record. The transcript has 5 exons. NCBI's taxonomy places the organism in Eukaryota, Fungi, Basidiomycota, Tremellomycetes, Tremellales, Bulleribasidiaceae. Gene Ontology annotation, cellular component: P-body. Gene Ontology annotation, biological process: nuclear-transcribed mRNA poly(A) tail shortening. Gene Ontology annotation, molecular function: protein binding; mRNA binding; translation repressor activity. The coding region runs from base 1 to 1659 and encodes 552 amino acids.